GUUUUUAAUUGAAUUGCGAAUUUCUAUAUAACCAAACCCUAAUUCGUCCCUCUGUGUAAUUAUGAGUGUUUCAAAUUCAGCCUCAGCCAUGGCCAAUUCCAACAAUUUUUUUCCAACUUCCUCCCUCAGCCCCACACUACUCUCUUCUCCAUCACUUCCAAUUCCCCCCAUUUCACCCUCAGAUCCAUGGCCUUUUCCUUCUAAUUGAAUUUCCCAUCCCCGCAAAAAAAAAACCCUAAUUUCAAAAUCCCCCUUUUUCUCACCAUUUUAAUUUAAUUUCUUCCUAAUUUGGAUAUUCUGGUCCAGAUGGGCGGCGGAGAUAGAAGCACGAGGAGCGGCGGCGGCGGCGGCGGCCACGGCAAAAGGCAAGGCUCCGCCACCGCCGCCGUCCCGAAAGGGUGCUUGGCCGUGAAAGUGGGCCACCAGGGGGAAGAACAGCAGAGAUUUGUGGUGCCGGUGAUGUAUUUCAAUCACCCGCGGUUCAUGCAGCUGCUCAAAGAGGCGGAGGAGGAGUACGGAUUCGACCAGAAGGGGACAAUCACCAUCCCUUGCCACGUGGAGCAGUUCCGGCACGUGCAGUGCAUGAUCGACCGCGAAAAUUCCUUCCGCCGGCACCACCACCACCACGUCGGAUGCUUCCGGGUUUCAUUCUGACAAAAAAAAAAUGAAAAUUUUAUUCCCACUUUUUUUUUUCUCUGUAAAUUUCUCUGCAAUUGGAGUCUGUAAUCCCAAUCCAAAUAAAUACUUCCAUAAAUAUACUUUUUCUAA
Messenger RNA from Momordica charantia (bitter melon), 768 nucleotides. Its product is annotated as auxin-responsive protein SAUR32. The record is from RefSeq and is a predicted model, not a curated record. Gene Ontology annotation, biological process: response to auxin. Lineage: Eukaryota; Viridiplantae; Streptophyta; Magnoliopsida; Cucurbitales; Cucurbitaceae.